GUUUUCCUGGGGACCGACGGGAGACGGCGUUCAGGGGCCGGGCGCAACCGGAAGCGGCUCGGGCUCCCGGCAGGCAGCGCGAGGGGGCGGAGGCUUGGUGGCCGCUUGGCUUCUCCACCUGUCAGCGGCUGGGGGGCAGGGGCAGGCCGUGGCGGAACCGUGGCGUGGGCAGAGGCCGGAGAGUGUUUUAGCCCACGGAGGAGUAUUCUCCGGCCUGUUAGGUACUGGCUGCCUGAGACCGGACAGCGGAUCCGCUGUGGGGGAGGGGCAAGAACUCUGAACUCUGGCAGAGCGCUUCCGUGUCGCCUUUUUCUGGAAGCCCUGCCCGCGGAGUCUCCCUACCUCGUUCCCGUUCCUCCUUCAUCCUCCCCGCCCCCGCGCAGCGUUCGCCCUACGUUUCAAAGCCCACGCAGAGCGUCUUUCCUUUCAUGCGCUCGUUUGGGAGCAGAGACAAUAAAACGGUGCGAUGUGCCGACUCGGACGGCGACGUGGCUCCCGCAGGGCCGGGGCCCAGGCGGUGCCCGGCGCGAGCGGUUGUUAGCUGGGAUCCCUGGGUGACUCACUGUCUGACUCGUCUCUUAGCGUCCUCACCCGGUUCUCCCGUCGCUGCCCAGGGGCUCGCCGGGGCCCGCGAUGCAGGGCGACCUCCCGUGCGCCAUUAGGGGAGGUGACGUCCCGUUCCACGGCCCCAUUCGCGCAGUGCAGGGCUGACAUGAGCACGUGCCCCACAGGCUGACGGCUGCAGUCCCACACCUGGAGACGUUCCUGCAUGGAAACAGGAGCACAAAUUGCGGAGAUAAACCAAAGUGUUCCUCCCAGCAGUUCUGGCAAUAGCUUCAAACUGCAAACAACCCAACUGUUCGUCAGAAGAGAAAUGGUUGCCUAAGUGAUGGCCUUCUGCUUUGAGGUUCCGCGAGAGCAGGGUGAGGCAGCAGUGACGAGGACGGGGUAAAACCCAGCGUCUGACUCAUGACAGGUGGGGAAUGAAAGUCGCUUUUUGCUCUCCACCCGCUCCGCUGCCAACCCAGCCACGGAGGACUCAGACACUCCCCGGGCAGGAAGCAAGGGCAGCUGCCUCCCCAGUGCUGGGAGGCUGAGGCCCAACACGGCGACUUGACACCCCCCACAGAGGCGGGAGGAGGCCUCGGGAUCCCAGUGCUUCCAGCUGCUCCUCUCCUGAAGAACUGGCAGGAGCCCCGCCAGGCUUUGCCCCAUGGGCUGGGCUGGGCAGUUCCAGAUGUCUCAGCACUGUUUCCAGAAUGAGUACUUUGACAAUCUGCUGGGUACUUGCAAACCUUGUCACCUUCGCUGUUCCAAGGCCCCUCCUGUAACAUGUCAGCGCUACUGUAAUGCCAGUGUGGCCAGUUCAGUGAAAGGAACAAACGCGAUUCUGUGGACAUGCUUGGGCCUGAGUGUGACAGUUUCUUUGGCAGUGUUUGUACUCAUGGUCCUCCUGAGGAAGAUGAGCUCGGAGCCAUUAAAGGAUGCAUGCAAAAACACAGGAUCGGUUCUCCUGGACGUGGCUAAUGCUGGCCUGGGCGGCAGCAGAACUGGUGAUGAAAGAACUCUACCCAGAGGCCUUGGGUACACGGUGGAAGAGUGUACCUGUGAAGACUGCGUCAAGAGCAAACCAAAGGUCGAUUCUGAUCAUUUCUUCCCACUCCCAGCCAUGGAGGAGGGCGCAACCAUUCUUGUUACCACUAAAACUAAUGACUAUUCCAACAGCCUGCCACUUGCUUCAAGCACUACAGGGGUAGAAAAGUCAAUUUCUACUGCGUAGUUAAUCCUCUUGACCGGUGUAGAAUAUUGAGAGGGAAAGGUGACGAAUCAGAUCUGUAUGGGGUGAUUGUAUUCAUCAGUUGCUGCUAUAGCUUUUUGUCCUCUGAUUCUACAAACUCUGUUACAUACUUUUCUGUAUCUUAUUGCUAACAGCUUAACUGUGGAAACUUCUUUGGUCUUAUGAUUAAACUCUUGACUCACUGGAAAAUAAAAAGGCACUGCAAUCUGCAGAUCCCAUA
Molecule: messenger RNA, 2018 nt
Organism: Oryctolagus cuniculus (rabbit)
Lineage: Eukaryota; Metazoa; Chordata; Mammalia; Lagomorpha; Leporidae
Gene: TNFRSF17
Product: TNF receptor superfamily member 17
Biological process (GO): tumor necrosis factor-mediated signaling pathway
Molecular function (GO): signaling receptor activity
Source: RefSeq, a predicted model, not a curated record